Molecule: messenger RNA, 15004 nt
Organism: Leucoraja erinaceus (little skate)
Lineage: Eukaryota; Metazoa; Chordata; Chondrichthyes; Rajiformes; Rajidae
Gene: vps13d
Product: vacuolar protein sorting 13 homolog D
Biological process (GO): mitochondrion organization; protein retention in Golgi apparatus; protein targeting to vacuole
Cellular component (GO): extrinsic component of membrane
Molecular function (GO): protein binding
Source: RefSeq, a predicted model, not a curated record
CCGUCCUCCGGCAGCCGGGGGUCAGCGCGGGUCAUCGCGUGCGGCCUUAGCAACCGCGGCCGCCCGAUCCUCAGGCCGGGCCCUGUUGGGCGACACCGACACCGACACCGACACCGACACCGACACCCAGCCCAGCUCAGCUCAGCCCAGCCCAGCCCAGCCCAGCCAUGCUGGAGGGACUGGCAGCCUGGGUGCUAAACACUUACAUUGGCAAAUAUGUCAAUAACCUCAACACAGACCAGCUCUCCAUUGCCCUGAUGAAAGGCGCUGUUGAAUUGGAAAACCUUCCUCUAAAGAAAGACGCCCUCAAAGAAUUGGAUUUACCUUUUGAGGUAAAGGCAGGUUUUAUUGGGAAGAUAACGUUGCAGAUCCCAUUCUACCGGCCUCAUGUGGAACCCUGGGUCAUAUCCAUCUCCAAGCUCCAUCUGAUCGGUGCACCAAUUAAACAGUCUGAAUUUGAUGAAGAGAUGGAACGGUCACUGGACAGGAAGAGAAAGAGUGAAUUACUGAAUGCUCUGGAGGCAAAAUGGAAGAGUGACCAACAGCAGAAAGGGGAGUCUUAUUGGUACUCGGCUACUGCGUCCAUGGUAACCAGAAUUGUGGAAAAUGUGGAGUUGAAUGUUCGAGAUGUCCAUUUGCGUUUUGAGGAUGAUAUCACUAACCCUGAACAUCCAUUUGCUUUUGGGAUAUGUAUCAAGAGUGUAUCUGUACAGAAUGCAGAAGAUGAGUUGGUUGAGAAGUCCAUAAGAAAAAAGAGAUUAAAAAUUGAGGAUUUCAGUAUUUACUGGGAUAUGGACACUGAGUUACUGGGCGAUGUUCCUCCUUCUGAACUCCAGGAUGCAAUAGAUCAUUGCCUGCAAAACAGAGAUCACAAGUACAUACUCGAACCUGUCUGCGCUUCUGCACUUUUAAAGAGAAACGGAGCCAAAGAGCCCUUGCGUUCCCGGAAUACACCGCGCAUUGAGUGUGAUGUCAACUUGAAGACAAUUCCAUUGAAACUUUCGCAGGUUCAGUACCAGCAAUUGAUGACAUUCUUGAAAGAAAUGGAAAGAAAAGAACGGCAACUUCAAUUGAGAAAAUGGAGACCUAAAGUUCCCAUUAAAUUAAAUACCCGGGAGUGGUGGAAUUUUGCACUAAAUGCCAAUCUUGCUGAGAUUCGUGAGCAGAGGAUGCGAUUAAACUGGACCUUUGUGUUGCAACGAGCAAGGGAUGCAGUAUUCUACACUGAGAAAUAUCAUCAAAAGCUGAAAGGAAAUCUGAAUUCAUUAGAAGAGGAGGAGGAGUUAGAACGGAUUGAGGACGAACAGAGCUUCGAAGAGCUGGAAAUCUUGCGAGAAAUUGUAUUUGAGCAGUUCAAGAAGCAUGAUAUACUGGCUGAGAAACUGCGUGAGCCUCCAUCAGAAGCUCCGGGUUCUUCCUCACACCCAAAGUCAAUGCAUGGAAACCGCAGCGGCAUGAUCCAGUAUCUGCAGUCUUGGUUCCCUGGGUGGGGUGGCUGGUAUGGCUACUCUCAAACCACUCAGCAAUUGCAACAGGGUAUAACUGUGGAAGAUCUCACACCUGAAGAGCAGCAGCAGUGGAGCCCAGAAGAGUCAUUAGAUGGCGAUGAAAUCUUUAACACAAUGACUGAUACAUCAAACUUGAACACAUUCACGAGGAGGGACCAUGUUUUUAUUAAACUGAACUUCUUGCUACAAAGUGGGACCGUCAGUUUGCUGAGACACGAUAAGGAGACUAAUCUUUGUGGGACUGAGACGGCUUUUGUAGAACUGGAGUUUUCAGGAGUGAAAAUUGGUGUGGAGUCCUCCCCUCGUACGGAAUCUACCCUGUUCUCUGUUCAGCUGGGAGGCUUGUUCCUGCGAGACAUGGCAGCACAAGGUUCCUUAUUCCCUGUCCUAGUUUCACCCAAACCAGAGAAUGAUGCUGCAAGCUUAUCACAGACAUUGGGAAUGCGUUCCACUUUGUCUGAGACUGCCAAUGUAAACCCAGCUCUUUGCUCUCCCAGUAAGUUGCCACCUGUAUUUGAAAUGAUCUAUGAGAAAAAUCCAGUUUGGAGUAACUAUGAGAGAAGAUUAGAAGUCAGCACUCGACCUCUCAACAUCAUCUAUAACCCUCUGGUUAUCAAGAAAGUUGCUGAUUUUUUCUACAAGGGCAAAGUGCACACAUCUGGCUUUGGUUACCAAUCAGAACUAGAGUUACGUGUGGCAGAUGCUGCCAGAAAGCAAUACAAUAAGCUCAAGAUGCAAACCAAGGCUGAAAUCAGGCAAACUAUUGAUCAGCUACUGGUGGGAGAAUUCAUUGAAAACGACAAACGCUGGAUGAUGAAGUUAGAUAUUUCCGCUCCUCAAGUGAUUUUCCCAGAUGACUUUAAAUCUCCAGAUUCUUUGUUGGUAGUUGUGGAUCUGGGUCGAAUUCUGCUGACAAAUUUUCGAGAUGAACCCAAAAGCAGAGCCAGCGCCAGGCUUUCUGUCCAAGAAGAGGAACUGAGCGAUGAUGAAUACAAGACACCACUGGCCACACCACCCAACACGCCACCGUCAGAGCUCAGCUCCGACCCUGGGACAAAGUCCACUGAAUCCCUAGGUUUUGGAUUUACUGAGGAGCAGUUGCAACAACACUUUGUCAACAACAAGCUUUAUGAGAAAUACUCGCUGUCCUUCAUGGACAUGCAGAUCAUGGUGGGGAGAGUCAUGGACAACUGGAAGCAUGCUCAGGACAGUGAGGUUGGGCCAACACAUGUUGUCGAGAGAUUCAAUGUGCUAUUACAAUUAGAACGGCGGUUAAUGUAUACCUCUGACCCAAAUCGGCCUGGAGUCAUGCUUUGUGGCACUCUGCCUGAGCUUAAAAUACAUGUCAAUGAGGAUAAGAUAGUGGCCUUGCGAAAUUUUCUGCUGAGGAUAACAGCUGAGAAGCAGCAGAAAUCAGGUGAGCAGCAGCAUUGCGGCGAGAAAAAAAUCUUCAACAAAGUGGAUAGCCGGGGCAAGCUACUGGAUUCCAAGAUGAGUCUGACGCAGAGUGUGAUGUCACUCGAGCAGCACACCCGUGAGGUCCUGGUUGAGUCCAAGCUGCUUAUAGCAGAGUUCAAAGUUAAUUACAUGCAGUUGGGAGUGGAGAGUUGUGGGCGAUACAUAUCUGUGCUGAAGGUGUUUGGAAUUAAUUCCAACUUUGUGAAGAGGCCUUAUGACAGCGAGGUGACACUGACUGUACAUGGCUUGCUCUUGGUGGACACGGUCCAGACAUACGGUUCCGACUUUGACUUGCUGAUGGCAUCUCACAAAAAUUUGAGUUUUGACAUUCCCACAGGCAGUCUCCGUGACAGUGGAGCACAAUCUCCUGUCUCUCCUCAUCCCUCUGUUACUCCACUGGCCAAUAGUGGAACCUCACAUGAUGAAAAUAAAAUCACACUGAGCAACUCAUUAGUAUUGGGUGAACAAGUGCCUCCAUCAUCUACUGUUCUGAUUAAACUGGAAUAUCAGUUUGUGAGCUCCGAUUGUCCUUCUAUGAACUUGGACAGCUCUUUACGAAUCAUGUCAUUGCAGGUCAACAAUUUGGACAUCAUCCUGAAUCCAGAAACUAUGGUUGAACUCAUCGGUUUUCUGCAGAAGUCCUUUCCAAAGGCCAAAGAAGAUACAAGUCCAGAGACUCCUCUUACGGAUCCAGCCAUGAGUUUUGAGGAUAGAGAGUCGAUUCAGUCCACCUAUGAUCAAAAUACACAAGUGGCAGUCGAAAUCCAUCGGCUGAAUGUGCUACUGCUUCGGACUGUCGAGCUAACAAGUGGAGAGAAACUGGGGAGAAAAAUUGCUACAGCUAGUAUCAAUGGCACAAAGGUAAACGUUUCCAUGGGGAGUCGGUUUGAAAUGAAUGGAUCUCUCGGUUGCCUUCAGCUAGUGGAUUUGACCCAAGAUGAAGUGAAGAACCAUUUUGUAGUGAGCAUUGGAAAUACAGACGCAUAUGAAACAAUAAGUGACUUUGGAUUCUUUCAGUCUGUCUUCAUGAGGUCUGAAACUGAGAUGAAUCAUAGUGAAGCUCUGAGCUUUAAGUUUAUAGAACAUUCAAAGGAAGAGUUUAAAUUGAGUCUGCACAUGGCAUCUUUACAUUAUAACCAUUCGCCCAAAUUCCUUAAGGAACUCGCCUUAUCCAUGGAUGAACUUGAGGAUAACUUCCAAAAUAUGCUGAAGAGUGCAGCUUCCAAAGUCUCCACCGUCUUGGUAAACAAAACUGCCGAGUACAGCGAGAUGGUCUUACUUUUUGAAAAGCCACGGAAGACGAGGGAUAUGUUUGAACUUGAUGACGAUGUGGUUGCUGGGAUGGAAGCUCCCGAACAGAAUCCAGUAAAAUUAGUCUUGAACAUCAACAUCGAGUCACCUGUGGUGGCAAUCCCACGGAAACCAGGAAGCUGUGAGCUGUUGGUUGGACACUUGGGCCGGACGUCAAUCCAGAACUUUGUAACCGGUGAAGAUGAUUCAGGGAGAGACCGGCUGCAAGUGGAAAUUAAAGAUAUUAAAAUGUACUCUCUCAAUAACAGCAUGCGUGGUUCCAAGACAGAUGCCAGCGAAUCUCCUCGAUCGGCAUCUGGUGGUGCCAGCACCUCCAGUCAGGAAGAAAUGCAUUUCACACGGCAGGAUUUCUUUGAUUCCAUACACAAUGGUCAAGCCUUUCAUAUCUUGAACGACACCACAAUCCAGUUUGUUCUAGAGAAAAUCCCAGUUGAGACAGAUCCCGGGUCAUCCUUUCCAGCUGUUAACUUUUCGGAUUCCUUUGAGACCACCAGUAAAAUGAAGAUCGAGGGGAAAUUUGUCAAUCCUUUGAAGGUAAUGUUAGCAAAGCAUGUUUAUGAGCAAGUCUUGCAGACGUUGGAUAACCUAACAUACAGUGACGAUCUUGGCAAUAUCUCGCAUGGUUCAACUGAUGGCGUGCCCGACCCCCAUCAUGUCUCUUCACCAAUGAGAAGUCAGAAGAUCGCCGAUCUUCAACGAGAAUGGAAAGAGAGCGGACUUUUCGGUCGAAUGAGCUAUCCAUCUACUCCAGUCGAUUCCUUUCCGAUUCCAGAGUCAAAAUCAUUCACUCAAAUACAGGCUAAUUUCUGCAUCUCUGAGUUACAGGUUCAAUUGUGCGGUGAUCUUGCUUUGGAAGCACAAGGUUUGGUUAGUUUAAAGUUUAAAGACUUUGAAGUUGAGUUCAGUAAAGACCAGCCUUGUACUCUGUCUAUUCAGGUAGCUCUACGGUCACUGCUAAUGGAAGAUUUGCUGGAGAAAAAAACAGACUCCAAGUACAAGCAUUUAAUGGUGUCGAGGGGAGCACCAAAAGCUUCCAGUUUCAAUCAAAAGGAAUAUUUGUCCCAGUCUUGCCCUUCUAUCUCCAAUGUGGAGUAUCCUGAGAUGCCAAGAUCCCUGCCAGCUCACAUGGAAGAAGCACAAAAUGUCUUCCAGUUUUACCAAAGGCCGUCAUCUACACGCAGAAAACAUAAGGAAGAUCAAGAUGCAGAACGUCUUCUGACCCCUCCACCAUCCCCAAUACUGAAAACCUCCAAGGUGUACUGCACCAGAACUAACUUUGACGAUUCAUUAGUACAUAUUAAUAUUUUUCUGGUAGAUAGGAAGCACCCUGAAUUUUCUACACGUUACAGUAAAGUCAACAGGAAUGUGGAUGUAGAUUUUAACUGCUUGGAUGUGCUGAUUACACUUCAGACCUGGGUAAUGAUCUUGGAUUUUUUUGGGAUUGGAUCAACAGCCAACAACCAUGGCUUGAAACCUCCAGUGGAGGAGCCUCAACCUCAGAUGCAACCUGAUGAAGCUGGUGCUCCAUAUAAUGCAGGCCAGGAACCAGUCAACACAAAGUUAGAUCUGAAGGUUCACUCACUGUCUCUGGUAUUAAACAAAAAGACAAACGAGCUCGCCAAAGCGAAUGUGUCCAAACUGGCAGCACAUCUUGCAUUGAUAGAUGGGGACUUUGCUCUGCAUGGCAGUCUUGGCAGCCUCUCCUUAAGUGAUCUGACAUCUCACGGAGAGCUGUACAGGGAACGCUUCACCACCAGCGGCAAGGAGGCAUUGGUCUUCAACAUUUACAAAUACGGCCGAGCAGACCCAAAGCUGCAACGCGACUGUGACGUGAGAGUGAGUUUUCAGAUGGCAUCGGUACAGUAUGUGCACACUCAGCGCUUCCAGGCCGAGGUGGUGGCAUUUAUACAGCACUUCACACAGCUGCAGGAUGUACUGGGGAGACAGAGAGCAGCUGUAGAGGGACAAGCGGUGCGAGACAAGGCACAGAGGGCCUCUCGGAUCCUGCUCGACAUUGAGGCUGGUGCUCCAGUCGUCCUCAUCCCAGAAAGCUCCAAAUCAAAUCAGCUGAUUGUGGCAAACCUUGGUAAACUGAAAGUGAAGAACCAAUUCUUGUUUGCUGGAUCACCAGGGACAUUCUCUCUGCGAGACAAGGAACCUGCGAACUUUCCAUCUGAAGAAAUAGUAAAUCAGAAGACGACAACGAGCACCACAUCAGAUCCUCUAUCCAUUCUUUGCAGACCAGACAAACUUGGCUCUGGUGCUGGUUGCUCCAGAGAACCUCUUCAUAAUAUGCCACGGUGUGAAUCUGAAGCAGGAGCAAAACAGAAAACACAGGAAGAAGGGCAACAUGCUCAACCUCAGAUUGUGGAGCUAAAGGAAUCCGAGGAAGAGCAUAUCUGCCUGCUAGACUGCAUUGUGGUUGACCUACAAGACAUGGAUAUCUUCACUGCAGAGAGACAUCCCAGGGAGCGUGCUGGAAGGCCUGAGAGCAGUGCUUCGGACCUGCAUUUCCCAUCCUAUCUGGUCAGACAUCUUGAUGGGAACCUGCUGAAAGAACGAUGCUGUCUGAAACUGCAGGUUGAACGUAACCUGGAUAAGGAGAUCAGCCAUGCAGUCCCUGAUAUGGCCAUCCAUGGCAGUCUCUCAUCAGUCCAUUGCUCUUUGGACCUUGGUAAAUACAAGUUAAUCCGUGGAUUAAUACAGAACAAUUUAGGGGAGCCUAUUGAAGAGUUCAUGAGGCCAUUUGAUUUGCAGGACCCCAGCAUACAUACUGUUCUCACCGGAGAGGUAUACACGAACAUGUCGUUUCUCAUCGACAUGAUGAAUGUUAGCUUGGAGCUUCUCGGGUCAAAGGGCAAGAACGCAAGCAGCAGUUCACUAGCAAGGUUUGAUUUCAAAAAGUCGAAGCUACUUUAUGAGAGUUUUUCAAACACGACAAAGUCUGUAAAUCUGGUCUCCCACUCAAUGAUGGCUCAUGACACACGAAGCGCUGGACAAGCAAACAACCCAGACCUUAAAACUAACGCGUUUCGAUGCAUUUUGGAUGCGUCAAAAAGUGGUAGCAACCAAGCUUCCUUGCAAAUGGAACUACAUUACAGGUCGACCAGAGAUGCUUCAUGUUUCACAGUGGUUCUGAAUAACCUCCGUGUUUUUGUCAUAUUUGAUUGGUUGAUGCUUGUGCGCGAUUUCCUGCAAACUUCUGACAGCCCAAAGAAACCAGAAAAUGCCUCGCCAGCGCGUGACCGAAAAGUGGGCAGCGAAGUGUUGAUUCCCAAAACUGUCAAGUAUGGAGUUGUCACAAAACGGUCGUCUGUGCCAAUGCCAAAUGAGAAAUACCUGGAAGUGAAAAUCAACGUAACCGGUACUGAAUUUGUAGUGGUUGAAGACAUGUCAUGCCAUGAUACAAAUGCAGUCAUUCUGAAGGCCACGACUGUGCUCACCUACAAACCACGUUUAGUAGAUCGGCCUUUCUCCGGCAGUCUUGGAGGAAUUGAGGUGUUUUCAUGUCGACUUGGCAGUGAGCAAGAGACUGCAUUAUCCAUUAUCGAUCCUGUAAAUGUGCAGAUAGAAUUGAUUGGCAACCCUAUCUACCAGAGGAGCUCGGGUCUACUAGAUGCCUUUGGUAGUGAGGAUUUCCCACCAGUACUUGAGGUUCAAUUCUCCAGUCUUGACAUCAGACUUUCAUACAACGAUGUACAGCUAUUUCUGGCAAUAGUGAAGUCUAUACCGAAGCAGACGACUGCAGUGCCUGUCAUGCCUGAUCCUGGGUCAAUGAAUGGCAAUACCAACUCAUUUCGUUUGACAGGCAUCUCAACAACAGGAUCUGGGAAAAAAGAAACAAGUGGACACCAAAUAGAUCCUAUCCUUGAGUUGCAGCUGGAUCGCCUCCAAGACCUUGGAUUUAACCUGGACGAUUGUCGUAAAGCAUUGCUGCAAUCCAAAGGCCAGCUGAAUCAGGCAGCCAUGUGGUUGUUUAAGAACGCUGAGCCCGUGUCGGCAGGUGCAGCAGCGAUCAGCAGUGAUGGUGAAGCAGGUGCAGCAUUGCUUAUCUCCGGGGUCGAGGUGAAAGCUGAGAGUAUCUGUAUCUGCUUGAUCGAUGACUGCAUGGAUUGUGAUGUACCUCUUGCUGAACUUACCUUUUCAAGAUUAUACUUCCUGCAGAGAGUGGGAUCAAAUCCAGAGGGGUCGGCUAAUUUUACUCUUUCUGGAGAUUAUUACAACCGUGAGUUGUCAGGGUGGGAGCCUUUUGCAGAACCUUGGACAACGUUCCUGAGUUGGCAGCAGCAAGCAGCUAGCCGUCUUCACCCACCUCGACUUAAAUUGGAUCUCCAAGCAAAACAGCGGCUUGACAUCAACAUUACAUCUGUCCUGAUGGAGCAGUGCAAAAGAACAAAAGCCUCUUGGAUUGCUGACUACUGUAAGGAAGAAAGUGAGAGUUCAGAAACAUCUCAGUGGAGGACUGGAAUGUAUGUCGAUCCAUUACUCGGACAAAGACCAAGCCCAUUCUUAGCAGAGGAGAAGAUACUGAAGCGGCGGCAACCUUUUGUGCCGUACGCUCUGAGGAACCACACGGGAUGUACCUUGUGGUUCGCCACGCUCACCACCACUCCAACAAGAGUGGUCCUGUCUCACAGCGAAAGGCCAGGCUACAUGCAUGAAGCAACUGUGGCUGACCUUGAUGACCAGCACAAUGUCAGUCAGUGGCGUGAGGUGCUCCCUGGAGAAGAAGUUCCUUUCGAGUUUGAAGCCAGGGAAAAACUAAGGCACAGACAUACCCAUGAGUUGAAGAUUCAUCAGCUUUUGGUCCGUGUGAAUGGGUGGGAACAAGUGAGCCCAGUGUCUGUGGAUAAAGUCGGGAUCUUCUUCCGCUGUGCAGCACCCGAUCGCAACAACCAGUCAUCCAUGGUUGGAAGUCCCAUUAGCAAGACCAAUAUAAUACAUCCACAUGUUUAUUUCUCGGCUCUUCCCCCUGUCCGGGUUGUAUUCUCUGUGACUCUUGAGGGAAGCGCAAGGAAAGUGAUAACAGUCCGCUCAGCACUGAUUGUGAAAAACAAACUGGAGGUACCCAUGGAACUGAGAUUGGAUAGUCCAUCUGCUCCAGACAAACCAGUGGUGCUGCCAGCUGUGCUGCCCGGUGACUCAUUGGCAAUCCCUUUACACCUGACGUCCUGGCGUCUACAAGCAAGACCAAAUGGAUUUGGUUUGUUUUUCUGUAAAACGCCAAUCCACUGGACCAGUGUAGCAAAAGUAGGAGAAGUGAACAGCAGCAAGCGAGAGUGCCAUUCGUCAGACUGUGAUGACAAUAGCUCCUUCAGGUACUGUGUGGCAGUUAAGAAAGAGAACUACCCUGAUUACCUGCCCUUAAAUUUAAUGUCUGGCAAUGCAAUGCAGGUUUACCGACAACCAGGGCACACCAUCUACUUGUUGCCCACCCUUGUUCUGACAAACCUCCUCCCCUGUGAGCUGUCCUACUAUGUCAAAGGCACCCCCAUCAGUGGCUCAUUAAAGCGAGGGAAAGAUGCUGUACUGCACACAGCUGACACGUCUCACAACAUCGAGCUGGGCAUAACACUUGAAAACUUCCACAUGUGCAAGGAGCUACUGAUCCCAGCAGGGACCACUAAUUAUCAAGUUCACAUGCGACUCUAUGAUACCAAUAAGAGCCUGUUGAAUCUGAGCAUUCGGAUUGUGUGCAGAGCUGAAGGUUCCCUCAAGAUACUUAUUUCUGCCCCUUACUGGCUCCUCAAUAAGACGGGCUUGCCUCUGAUUUUUCGGCAGGACAAUGCGAAGGCUGAUGCAGCAGGACAAUUUGAGGAGCACGAGCUGGCACGAAGCCUCAGCCCCCUCCUGUUCAGCUUUGCAGACAAAGAGCAACCCAACAUGUGUACCAUGAGGAUUGGAAAGGGGAUCCACCCAGAUGCAGUACCUGGGUGGUGUCAGGAGUUCUCCCCAGAUGGAGGCAGCGGUGUCCGAGCCGUGAAAGUGAUUCAACAUGGGAACAGACCAGGACUUAUUUACAGUAUUGGAAUUGAUAUCCGUAAGGGUAGAGGCCGUUACAGAGAUACCAACAUUGUAACGUUUGCACCCAGAUAUCUACUGGACAACAAAUCCUCUCACAAACUGGCUUUCGCCCAACGGGAGUUUGCCCGAGGCCUGGGCACUCAAAAUCCAGAUGGUUAUAUUUCAACUCUACCCGGAGCUAGUGUAGUGUUCCAUUGGCCAAGGAAUGAUUAUGAUCAGUUGCUAUGUGUACGCCUAAUGGAUGUUUCCAACUGCACUUGGUCUGGGGGGUUUGAGGUGAACAAGAACAGUUCCUUCCACGUCAACAUGAGGGAUACCCAAGGUAAUUGUCACCUCCUCCGGGUCGAAAUCACCCUUAAAGGAGCAACAUAUCACAUUGCAUUCAGUAACUCUGAACAGCUGCCACCACCCUUCCGCAUUGAUAACUUUUCAGAGGUUGCGAUUAUUUUCAAUCAACAUGGUGUGGUGGAGCCAAGGCUAAAGACAGAAGUAAAACCCUCCACGUCACUAGAUUAUGCUUGGGAUGAGCCUGUUCUUCAGCCUUUUAUCACAUUAUCAGUGAAAGGGGCAGGCUCAUCAGAAAUUACCUGUGAUAUGAAUGAUUUUAAAGAGUCCAAGCAGCUUUAUUAUGAGAAUUUCAUCUACAUUGCUGCCUCCUAUACCUUCUCUGGGCUUGUGGAAUCCUCUGGUAGGCCUGUUGCUCAAGGUUCAGGGAAGAAAAACGUUUGCUGUGCGCAGCUAGUGCUGGAUGUUGCACCCAAAACUGGAAGAGUAAUCCUGAAGAAAAAGGAACCGGGUAAAAGAUCACAGCUUUGGCGCAUGACUGGUAGUGGGAUGUUAUGCCAUGAGGGUUCUUCUCCUCCUCAUAACCCCAACAAACCCUCUUCUAGUAAACCGCCAAACUCUGGGUUGGUCCUCGACAUUGCAGGCGUGGCUGCUGUCACCGACUGCAGGUAUGAGCCACUCAUGCUGAGAAAUCCUGACCGACGUCGGGGCACCAGCCAGUGUUGGUAUUUCCAAGAUGGGCGCCUGAGCUGUGGCCAAACAAGAAUGGUAGUACAGAUAACCAAAGGCAUUUCAGGCUUGUACGAUGGAGCAGAGGUGGUGCUGGGUCCAGAACCAACCCUUGGCCUGGAACCAGUUCCAGUGGAGCAACAGUUCAUCAACCAGAAAAUGAGACCUGGUUCAGGAGUUCUCUGUUUGCGAGUAAUUCCUGAUGGUCCUACACGUGUGUUGCAGAUUACUGAUCUACAGCAUCGCAGAACCAAUCGUUCCCUCACAGGGACCGAGGAGUGUCCGGUCGCUGAGGUUGGUGAAAUUCGGAAAUUGAAGAACCUGGAAGCUGAACAAGAGUUGGAGGUUUUAGUGAAACUGGAUGGCGGAGUUGGUGUAUCGUUGAUUAACAAAGUCCCUGAGGAAUUGGUAUUCGCCACUCUGACAGGGAUAGAUGUUCGUUACACAAAGGUCGCCACUGGUCAGAUGCUCGAGGUCAGCAUUCAGGAUGUACAGAUUGAUAACCAACUUUUGGGAACAACACAACCUAUAAUCCUUUCUCUAACACCCAACACCCCUGAAAGUGAAACCGAACCCGUGGAAUUUGGUCCUGCUGUUCAGAUCAACGCAAUGAAGAUCCCAAGCAAGAACGCACUGACUGAACUCUUCAAGCACCUCAUGAUCACAGUGCGGAAGCUGACCGUCCAAAUCGAAGAGAAGCUCUUGCUGAAGCUAGUGCAAUUUUUUGGCUUGGGACAGUUGGACCAAGAUGUAGAAAAGCCAGAUGAAAAUGCCCCUGAACAGAACAAUGAGAAAAGUGGAACAGCAAAGCGCUAUUACUUUGAAAACCUCAAACUCAGCAUGCCACAAAUCAAGAUGAGCGUAUUUACUUCAAGCAAGCUACCUGUUGAAUUCAAGGCUUUGAAGGGCAUGCUGGGCAUCCGGUUGAUCCGCUUUGAGGAUGCAGUGAUCCACCUGGACCCAUACACCAGAGUGCACCCAUAUGAGACGCAGGAGUUCAUUAUCAACGACAUUCUCAAGCAUUUUAAGGAGGAAUUGAUGAGCCAGGCGACUCGAAUACUAGGCUCGGUGGAUUUUCUGGGCAAUCCAAUGGGACUUUUGAAUGAUGUGUCGGAGGGCGUUUCAGGGCUGAUCAAGUAUGGAAACGUUGGAGGCUUAAUACGAAAUGUCACGCACGGAGUCUCCAACUCAGCUGCUAAGUUUGCUGGGACUUUAUCGGAUGGUUUGGGAAAGACGAUGGACACGAGACACCAGGCUGAGCGUGAAUCCAUCCGCUACCAAGCCGUGACCAGCGGCGAACACCUCGUGGCAGGAAUUCAGGGGCUGGCUCACGGAAUUUUGGGUGGUCUCACCAGUGUUAUUACCUCAACAGUAGAAGGUGUGAAAACAGACGGUGGUGUUGGCGGUUUUUUCUCGGGCCUGGGGAAGGGACUGGUUGGCACCAUAACUAAACCAGUGGCCGGUGCUCUCGACUUUGCUUCAGAAACAGCCCACGCCGUGCGGGAAACCACGACCAUGAACGACCACAGAACCUUUGCUGCCUUGAACGGAUUUAACCAAGAGCUGUGUUACUUUCUCUUUUCUAGUUUCAUUGCAGUGGAACAGAUCGACAGUUAUUGUGUUCUCAUCUCCUCCAAAGCUGUGUAUUUUCUGAAGCAUGGCGAGUAUGUCGACAGGGAUGCCAUUUUCCUGGAGGUCAAAUAUGACGACCUAUACCACUGCCUUAUCACAAAGGAUCACGGAAGAGCUUACUUACAGCUUACAAAGAAAGCUGAGAAUUCAAGCAGUGGUGUGGCCAUACCUGGCCCAUCGCACCACAAGCCCUUGGUCCAUGUGAAGUCAGAGAAUCUUGCGAUCAAGAUAUCGCAAGAAAUUAACUAUGCCAAAAGCCUCUACUAUGAGCAGCAGCUGAAACUCCAGACCAACGAGACCCUGGAGCUGGACUCCUGAUAGUCUCUCUACUGGUUGAGAAGAAGCAGCAAAGUACAGUAACAAGACCACACUUGCCUCCGUGUGAUUGUUUAUUGUCUGAGCACUUGUGUAAUCAACUCAUUCCCUUUCCGCCUCAUCCCUGAUGCCUAAUUGAAGCUCGCAGGUGGGGAAUUAAUACUAUGCUUGGUUUAGGGGACAGAUUAUUACAGAAACUCUGAUAAGGAGCAGGUUCUGUUCAAAAUGUAUUUUACAUUUUAUAUAUUGUAUUUACAAAACAAAUUGUGACAGAGUUGAGAGUUCUUUAUAUUUUACUAAUCUGUACAUACCUGUAAUUAUACUUUCUUGUAAAUAUUUAGAAAAAUCUCACAGGAACUGUUAUGUACAGAAGCUGCAUUCAAACCAACUGCAGUGGAAUAUCGAAGAUUACGUUAUUGCACUAGAAAUGUACUUGAUUUUUCAGGAUAAUCCAAGCCCUGCAGAGUGGUGUGGGAACGUAUUUCCAUUAAGGCACUAGACCUCCUUGUUACUUUACUCAGACCCUUCCUUCCCAUCAAUGUUAUCAAGAGUCUCUGAAUCAGCAAACUGGCAGGCAAGAAUUACUGUAGGACUACACACAGAAAAUUGAGUAUGCAGGGAGAAACAAUAUGUUGCAAACUGGCAUAAAAAGUGUUAUGUUUCUGUGAUGCAGUUAAGAUGUUAUAUUUACAGGAGAGAUUUAAGGCACAGAGCGGUUACUGCGGGAUUUUAGGCAAGGAAUGACUGCGUUUGGCAGGAGGAACCGUCAUCUGGCAGUGGCUAAAAUGAUUGAAGGAUUCUGUCUUCCUCUCUCUCUCUAAUUGGAGUGAAGUGAAUGCUAGUUUGGUCUUGUAACUUCACCUCACUCGCUUAUGUCGGCUAAAAAGGGAAGUGAAAUGAUAUCUCUCCAUUUGUAGAAAACAGUACAGUUGCAUGUUGAUAAAAAACAUUGAAUGUGGUCAGAUUCACACAGCAACUGGGACAAGUCUCGAACAGGGAAGGGUCUGGAACUGCACUGAAUUAUUGUAAGUAUAUGUAAAGUAUGUGUUAGUGCGCUGAAGUCAAAAUGUUUGUAGCUAGGUGUUUAGAACUCUAUAGAAAGGAACAAUGAUUAGAAUGUAUACGCAAUACAAUAGGCCCUUUGCACUGUUCAUAGGUGGUGAACAAACUUAUUUCAGUACUUUCUUUUCUGCUAUGUCACAAGGAAUCAAUCACUAUAUACAGUUUGGUAAAGAAAUGGUAUCUAAAGUGUGGUUUUGGAAUGGGAGAGUUAGAUUUGGUGACUUUGUGGACACUUGGAAUUAGAAUGGGACAGCCAAAGACUGCACAUAUGUGUAUAUAUAUAUAUGUAAGAUCUAAAGGUAUGGCCUCAUUUGGAAACUGGACCAAAAGAUGGCCUUCUGAGGGAAAGCAGAGCUAGCCUCUUCAGUUUCCACUAGUUUUGCCUAAGGGACUACGAGAAUCACUGAUCAGCUUGCUUUGUGAAAGACUCCGCCCGACAAGUUUUCAGCACAAGAGACUCCAUCGAGCAGAAAAGCAUUGGUAGUUGCUAUUCCUGCACUUCUCUGCAGUACAAUCUCUGAGAUGAUCACCUAUGUUCUUCCAGAAUCAGGGGGCAUGCGGUGGGGUGGGUGCAACCUCACUGUCGUGAGGAUGUGUGUCAAAGGGAUGAGGUUUUUUUGCCCAAUGUGGUUUUUGUGCAAUUUUUAUCAUCAAAUAAAAUCACUUGUUACGAAAGGAAA